GGUAAGUUUGGAAUUGCAGAGAAACCAAUAACCCAAUCCAUGGUUAUAAAACACCAUAGCAACAUAGUAAGAGAAUGGAACACCUACCUGUUACCUGCGACAACCAUUCCACAAGAAGUUCAAAGGCAGGGAGGGUACCUCUUAUGUCCUGAAUCGUCACAACCACAAUCAGCAAGCAGUAAUGACAUCGGAGUACCAAGCAAUAGGGUGGGAGCAAAGGCACUUGAAGCUAGCAGGAAGGGUGUUGAUGCUAUGGAAGCUGUGGGAGAAUCAAGAAAGGAUGGCAAACAAGCCACAAAACCCAUGGGACAAAGUAGUGUCAGCCACAAAGAACAACGAUGCCAAAAUGCUGAUGAGUACAAACAUGGGAACACCGAGGAAAUGGGAGCUAAUGAGGAAACCCAAGGACGACAGGAGAAACAAUACUAUAGGAACAGAAAGAGAGGAGAACCAAGAGUUGACCUCCAAGAUGAUUGGGGCGAAAUGGUAAUGGUACCAACCGAUGACAUCAUGACCACAAGUUGUGAUGACCUGGAAGGACCUAGUAAAAAGGCAAAUUGA
This is a messenger RNA of Acaulospora morrowiae, 561 nucleotides long. The record is from the annotation of a GenBank genome assembly. NCBI's taxonomy places the organism in Eukaryota, Fungi, Glomeromycota, Glomeromycetes, Diversisporales, Acaulosporaceae.